Stegostoma tigrinum is the source of this 7415-nucleotide messenger RNA. It is a transcript of the gene ccdc141, whose product is annotated as coiled-coil domain containing 141. The record is from RefSeq and is a predicted model, not a curated record. The transcript is spliced from 26 exons. Bases 173 to 5356 code for a protein of 1727 amino acids. NCBI's taxonomy places the organism in Eukaryota, Metazoa, Chordata, Chondrichthyes, Orectolobiformes, Stegostomatidae.
UGUGAUAUUGAGCCAGUGUCGGUUGGGCCCUUUUCCUGAAUGCAUGUUCAGUAGUGAGCCCUGCAAUUUUAUUUUAUUUAGUCAGUUACUUAACAGCCUAACUUUUGAUUCACUUAAAACUUCAGUCCGCAGAGUUGAUCCAACUGCUGUAUGAAUUGGGAAGUACGAUACCAUGAUCAGUGAAAGUGAUUCUGGAAGUCGACCUUCAGCAACAACAAUUAGCACUGUAGCUGUCCAGACAGGAGACUCAAGAAUUGUGGUAGCCGUACUGAAGGCUGGGACAUGCGUUGAGCUCCAAUUGGUUGAAUCAGUACCAAAUCUGCUUGAAAUUGGCAGUAAUGCAGAAGAAACCAGGAAAAUACUGACUGAACAUGAGAUCCUUCUUGCUAAACUGAAGACACAUGAAGGUGGUGUUAGGGAUUUGCUGCUUGAAGCUGACAGAACAGCAGAGGCCCAUAAAAACCAAAGUCAACUCUAUGAUGAGAUGGGAAGAACUCUGGGAGUUAAUUGGACAACUCUCAAUCAAUUGCUUGAAAAUCGAAAGAGACUUUUAAAAAUGGCCUCCGAAUUCUUUGAUCAAGCUUUAGAGUUUGCUAUAAAAAUUGAUGAAGCUGAAGAAUUUCUGAACAGUGCCCAAGUAUUUGAGGAUAUGGAUUCCUUGAAGCAACUCCUUCAUCAGCAUCAGGAUCUUAAGAAAGUCCUUUUAACAAGCUCAAUGGUCCUUCUCAACAAAAGUCAAGAACUCCUCAAUGUAAUCAAAGAGUUCAAAGUCCCUGGGCCGAAAAUACAUUCUGAACUAACUCAUGGGGCUCACAGCAGCUGUGUAAAGAUUGAAAGUCUAAUGGAGCUCCUGCAGGACAGGAGGAGACAGCUAGAAGAGCAAUCGUAUCGUCAAAGGCUGGACCUGGAGCAAAUUUUACAGAUCUAUCAAUGGGACCAGCAGGUAGAUAAGGUGAAGCAAUGGUUCCAGCACGAUGGUGAGACAUAUUUACGGAAUGAAAAUUUAGGUUCAUCCCUAACCGAAAGUGAAUGGCUACUUCAGGAGCACCGUCGUGUUGGGUGCAAAGCCCAGGAAUUCAUGUCUGUAGCUGAAAAGUUAAAAGCUGAGGCUGAUGAAAUUUUGCUGAUUGAAGACUUCACUGAUAAAGAACAGAUGGCAGUUCAAAAUCAGAAACUGAAGCUGAUGUGUGAGCAGUUCUGGCUACUCAUGAAGGAACGAGAAUUAUUGCUCCAAGAGGCCCAUGAAUUUUUUAAUAGUGCAAAUAAGGGAUUUGAUAUACUGGGAGGAAUAGAAAGUCAUCUGAAACACCUUAAUUUAAAGUCUCUGUGCUUGACAGAACUCUCUAAAGAACAUGCUUCUGUGUGUCAAGCAAUCAAAGAUGCAACUUCAGAUGCUCUACUGAAGGGACACCUGCUCUUGAGUAAAAUUGACCCACAAAGAGCUGCAGGAAUUCAGGAGAUGAUUGGUUACAUUCAACAGAGAGUAGAUCAUUUAACUGGACAAUGCUUUGCGCAUAAGGAGCUAGCUUUAAAGAAACAGCAAUUGAUCACAUCCUUUGAUGAACAUUUUGAAAAGGUCACAGGAUGUCUCCAAGCAUACAGAUCACGCCUUUCCAGUACAUUAGAGCCAGGUUCCUCUCUUGCCGAAACUGAAGACAUUCUGAACAAAUAUCUAGAAAUGGCUGAUCAGUUCAAGGAGGUAGAGAAUGAAUUAGCACACAUUACAGACAUCAUCAAACAGGCUGAAGUGUUUGAUGUCCCAGAAGUAAAAUCAUUUUCUGAGAGGUUUGUCGUCCUGAACACUGAAUGGAAAACAUUGUGUCGGAACCUGAAUACACGGGUCGAUCAUUUGCAAUCUUACACGGCCUUUCUGAAACAAGCUGAAGAGGUCGAAGCAUCUAUGCAAAGUUUAGAAGAUUGUUUCCAGUCUCAUUCAAUGAAGGAUAAUGAAGAAAAUGUCAGGUCAUUGUUGGAGCUUGCUGAUUCCAAAUGGCAGUUGGUCCUUAUGAGUUUUCUUUCCCUCCAAGAUCUGGGGUUCAACUUUAAGAGUGCAGUAAAUAUGAGAAAUGAAAGCUUGAAUUUAAAUUUGCAACAGUCAGUAAAUAUAGUUGAAAAUACGAUUGAUCAACUAAACAAGAGAAACCUUGCUCUCACUGAUCGGUGGACAAAUUACCAACUUGAUUUAAAUCAAAUACAAUCUGUCAAAAAGCAAUGGAAGAAAUUCAAAGAACAACUUAAAAAGACAAUUCACUGUUUGAAGAUGCUGGAAGAUGACCUUAUUCCACAGUUUAGAAUUGACCUGGGUUGCAACCUUGGGGCUAUUGUGGAGCUGCAAGAUAAUUUCAAUAAAGCAAAACCUCGGUUACAGCAGUUGAAUGCUGAAGUGGAAUACAGAAUAGCAAUAGCUGAACUUUUGGCGUUGAAAGGUGUUUCCCUAAAAGAAAGAAAUGAAAAAGUCAUGGAGUUACAAAAUCUUCAUCAACAAGUUAAGAAUAAAAUAAAAGAAUAUGAAAUAAUUUUUCUUAAGACAGUUAAAUUUCAUAAGACUACUGAAGAGGUUGAGGUCAUGAAGAAGACUGGCGAACUAGAAUAUCCAGAACUGUUCACAAAGUCGGACAGUAGCAGAGAAGCAAAGAUGCAACUUAGACACCAUCAAGAAAAGCAGUCACAUGUGAGCCAUUUGUACAAAUUGUCCCUCACGCUGGCAAUGGAUAUCAUCUCCAUUACUCAGCAAUCUAAAUUCAUUGAGGCUUCAGUGGAUUCUCUACAGCAAAAACUGAAAGCUUUAGAGACUGAGAGUGUACAAUGGAGUGCAAAGGCAGAUCAAUAUGGAGAAAAACUGGAAACAAAUUUGCAUUAUUGUACCAUGAAAGAAGAAAUAAAUGAGUUAAAGGAAUCCUAUAAAGAACUCAAGAAGAAGUUUAAUAACUUGAAAUUUAAUUAUCUGAAGAAAAAUGAAAAAUUCCGCAAUCUGAAAGCUGUCCGAAAUCAAAUCCAGCAAGUUGAUAUAUAUACUGAAAAAUUUGAGAUAUUCAAAAAGAAAAUGACUCAGUUUGUGACAAAAGGCACUAUUGUGCUAGAAAAGCACAUCCCGAGAGCGGAAGUUAAUGUACUUGAAGAAUCCAUGAAUGAAGUUCAGAAACAAGUGAAUGAGCUUGACAAGACAGUGGAGGAAUACAAACAAACCUUGGACAUGACGGUGCAAUUACAACAAGCAAUGGAAGAGAGUCAGUUUUGGUGUGAGGAUGCAAGUGGUACAGUUGUUCGAGUUGGGAAGUAUUCAGCUGAGUGCAAGACAAAGAAAUCAGUGGGAAUUCUUUACAAGCAGUUUGAAAAGUUCAUGCAGCCUUCUGUGCCACAACAAGAGGAGAGAAUCCAGCAAAUCACAGAACUGGCAAUGCAACUAUAUGGUCCUGAAGAAGCAAAUAAAUUUGUGAAGAAAAUGGUAACAAAGCACAAUGAGAUUCUUGAAUCAAUAAAGGAACUUUGCAGUGGGUUAAGAGAGCUUGAAUUAAAACUUCCUGAUGUGCAGAUUGAAGCUUCAGAAAAUGCAGCAGAAAAUUCAAGUAAAUCACAUGAAGCAAGAAAUGCUCAGCAGCAAAAGCAGAUGGAAACCAAUGAUUGUCAACUAUCACCUGUAGAUGCAAGCUUGCAAAUAAUGCAUCAAACACUGGACAACCAAGAACAAGGAAACAUGACUCUGGCAUCGUUGAAAUCUAUUGUGGAUUCGCCUGAUGUGACAAAAGAAACCAGAGAGCCAAAGCAAAUGUCUAUGAGUGUCUCAAGUCAUAAUCAAGUUGUUGGACUACCCACAGAAGACAUCCAAGCAAGAAAAGAUAAUGUGAAGAGCUGCAGUGAGACAGAGAUAUAUAUUCAGUGUUAUACCACCACCUUGUCACAGCCAUUUAGAACAAAGUCAUUACAAUCAAAUUCAAUAUUUCCAUCAACAUAUUCCACUGAUUCUGAGAGAAGGGUUUUUGCCCUUCACCUCAUACAAAAUGCAUCAAAAGAUGCAAGACUUCUCCCAACUGCUCUUGGGAACAAUUCAGAAAUACUAAUGCCAAUUUCUACUAAAGAUGAACAAAUGGCCAAAGCAGAAAACAGGGGAGCAUCAGAUGGUCAAACAGAACUGCAAAAUCAUCCGUUGUCGUGCAAUCACGAGCAUUUAAAUACCAACGUGGAUGGAUUACUGAAAAAUCGAAUCUCUGAUUCAGUUCCAGAGGAUCCAUAUUCACAGGAAGCUACAGAACUUUUCCAUCCUUCCGCUGAAGGCAGCACAGUGACAGAUGGAGAUCUGCAAAAUGAUCUUUUAGUAGAUGAAAACCAGUCUGUAGAAGAAUAUGAGUGCAUGUCUCCUGAUGACAUUUCCUUGCCUCCACUUCCCGAGACGCCUGAAUCGAACAUGCUCCAUUCUGAAACAGAAGUGGAUAAAAUGUCCAGAUUAAGUUCCCACAGCCCAUAUGCUGGGUCUUUUAGUGGCCGACCACAAAUGCAAGCAAACUACAGUCAAAUGACUGACAGCUCUGAUACACCAGCACCUGUUCGCACUGCUGAUGCAGUCAAUCACUCAAGAUCACAAGUUCAUAGUGGAUUAGAAGGCAAUUUUUCAUCUCAGCCCAAUCACAGCACUGAGCCCCGCACAAAAUACAGAUCCGAGUCUUCCUCUUUUAUCCACAGCCCGCUGACAAUUCCUGCACCCAAUAUUGUUUCGAGCACCCUUUCACAUAUCUUAAAAUCCCAAACGGUAACUAAUUCCUCAGCCUAUGAUUCCUUCUGUGAAGUGCAUGAGACUCAGCUGCAGACUUAUAAUAUGCAUGAAAGUGUGACUGAGGCACAGGAGUUGCUGCAUGAUCAUAAUAGGAGCUGUCUUAGAAAAGAAUUGAGUCCUAGCAGAAAUAAUUCACACGCUUCACCUGAGCCACUAACAGUGCCUCUCAGUGUAGUUAAGUCAGUGCAUGAUAUGGGUCAUCCAAUGGAUACUGCCAUCCAUGAGGAAAUCAGACAUGCAUCAAGAAGCAGAGCCAUGUGCAACCUGGCUAGCAACACACCCAACUUCUCCAAGCUCUUGUCCAAUGUCAGUGUGGUAGAAGGUUCUCCUGUGACCUUGGAAAUAGAAGUGACAGGAUUCCCAGAACCAACAUUGAUGUGGUACAAGAAUGGACAGAAGCUGACAACAGAUCAGCAUUUAAAAAUUUCACAGAAGGAAGGCAAACACAUUCUUUUCAUUGAGAAGGUGUCUGAUAAAGAUGCUGGCAUUUAUGUUGUACGAGCUAAUAAUUCUAAUGGUACUAUCAGUUCCAGUGCUAUCCUUCAAGUACAAGUUCCCAGUCUCAAAGAUGUCUGUGGGAGAAGGUAGCAAGGAAAGACCGGGCACUUUCAACAAUGAAAGAGAGAAAAUUGGAAGGGAAUUGCCCCAGAUGGUAUCUCCUGGGUGAUAUCACAACAUAGUCUGAGUAGCCAAGCACAAAGCAGUAUUUGCCAAGUUUGGACCAUGCUCAGUCUGAGAAUAAUUCAUAAAUCUAGCAGAAAGAAUGGGUAAGGACAUAGCAGUAGUAUCACACAAUUUUAAAAAAAUACACUUGUGGAUAAAAUUGUUAUAGUAAUAUCUAUGUGACCACAAACAAGGACUUAUUAUGUACAGUAUUUCUGAACUGCUGUUCUUCUUAUUUUCUCUCCAUAUCAUUUAAAAACUAUGACAAGGAAAUAAUUUCAUAACAGUGGAAACAAAAUGUAUUCAUGAUAAAUUACAUUUCACUUUAUCACUCAUACUGUUGUGGCAGUAAAUCACAAGCUACAAUGUAUUCAUAACUCAUAGUUUUCUUUGUUUUUCUUAAGACUGUUAUACAUAUUUGGAAUUAAGUACAUUUCGUUGUCAUUACCAACUUAUUUGAUUCUUCUUUAUGGGUACCAAUGAAAUCUAAAUUGAUGGCAACACAUGGGACUAGUGCAGCAAGCCUUUUUUACAACCAGACCAAGAAUCAGUGAGGUUGCAAUUACAUGUUGAUUGAGGAGCAUGAAGUACAAUGCCUACAUGAUGACUGACCAUAUUGCAGGUCAGAGUGGUGUCAACCAUUAAGGAACAUUGCACACACUUUGCUCCCGGACAGUUAGUUUUAGAGGCUUGGAGAAAAUGGAUCAGGGAGUUGAUUCACUCAAUAUUCCAUACAUAAUUUGGUCUCAUACCAAGAGUCAUACAACAGUUAGUACAAGCAGGACAUCACUUGGCUUUAGUUUGCUUGGAAGUAAGAUUGAGAUUUGAUUUAGUUGUACUGCAUUAUUCAUAUUAAUUUGGUAUUGAAACAACAUGAAAAUGGCAUUUACAACUGAACCCUGAAAUAUUUUAGUGAAUAGCAUAUGCCACAGUAUUUUUUUAAUAGCAAAACAUAAAUGCAAUUCAUAAUAUGAUGUUUAGUUAUGCAUUGCUAGAUUUUGACAGUUUAAAUAUAAAUUGUUAUGAAUCCUGUAUGGCUGAUGAUUCUAUUAUGAUGUUUAAUAUAUCUGAAGAAUGUACAUGAAAUAAAAUGCAAUUUGGAAAAAUAAUAAUUUCUUCAAGUUAAAAAUGAUUGAUUGGAUCAAACAGCUUUUACACAAUAUUUUCACAAACCAUAAAUGAAACGCUAAAGUAGCAUAUGAAUGAAAACUCCUCAAAUCCACCUUUAUGAAAGCAUACAAUCAUCAACUACAAACAUUUGGGGCUACAGUGGUAAAUAUGUGGCCCAAGUAAUUCAGAGUCAGGAGAGAAAUUUUCUUAAAUCUUUUGAAAUGGUUUUAGAGAUGGGUGACAUAGGCAAAUUUAUGAAAAAUUUGUUAGACUAGUUUGCCAACUAUUUUUCAUGACCUACUGUGAUUCCAAGGAUGAGCUGGGCUGGGCUCAGUGCUGGCAACAAAUAUGUCUGUGGCAGAAAGUGUCAAUUAAGAUAGUUAGGGGAUCCAUUCUCAGUCAUGUUACCACACAAAGCCAUUUUGGUAGUGUCACAUGGAACUGAACUCUGUCAGUGCUCCGACUAGUCAGAGGCUGUGUUUGAGUUCAAGGAUUCUUAAUGCUUAUGUGGAAACAAAUUGCAAGGCUAAUGCACUUACAUGACAGAGACAUUCCAUAGCAGGAAAUAUGAUAUCUUGAAAAGCGAUAUUUUUAAUAGGGCAUCUGCACCCCUGAUAAUGAAAGCACUUCAGCUGCAUUCUUGCUGCUUGUUCACCUAAGCAGUGCUGUUUUUGGUGGUACAGUGAUAGCCGGAGUUGCAAUGGUCCAUGCUGCAUCACCGUUCUCUUCCAGAAUCUCCCCAUCAUCCCUAUUUGGACAGUAUGCCCAGAGAAGGGUUCCUAAUUGGCUGGCUCACUAGGAAUGUGUCAGAAGCAUUGUUCUUGCUGUGAAUGGGUUUAGACCUGAAAAUGGUUCUGUGCACACAACAUUUUCA